Molecule: messenger RNA, 2922 nt
Organism: Myotis daubentonii (Daubenton's bat)
Lineage: Eukaryota; Metazoa; Chordata; Mammalia; Chiroptera; Vespertilionidae
Gene: BEND6
Product: BEN domain containing 6
Biological process (GO): positive regulation of neuron differentiation; negative regulation of Notch signaling pathway
Cellular component (GO): nucleus
Molecular function (GO): transcription corepressor activity; DNA binding
Source: RefSeq, a predicted model, not a curated record
CCAGGCGCAGCCCCGCCGGGACGCGGCGGGCGGGGAGGAGCAGCGCUGCCGCCUUGGCCACCUGGGCCCGGUGCAUCGUCUGACGGCCGCCGCCAGCCUCGGCAUCCCCAAGACGGGCGCACGUGGGUCGGGGCGGGGACGCUGCGCCGGGCUGCGGCCGCGGCGGCCCGCGGGGGGCGGGAAUGGGGCGCCGUGGCGGGGGCUCGCCUGAUGACAUCACAGCCGGGCUGCGGCAGCGCGGGCGCGCGGACAUGGCUGCAGCGGCUGCGGCGGCCGCGGGCUGCGCUCGGGCCUGAGCGCCCAGCGCCCUCCUGUGGGGCCGCCCGCCGGCCCGCGCCGUCCGAGAGUGCACCAGCCAGGGGCCUCGAAGCUCCCCGUCGCUUGGGGCCUCCGCCUGUCCAGCCUCCCUUGGCCUAAUUUCAGGGAGCCUGGCGUCAGGGGGCGCCAAGGAGCCAGGGGGGAAACCGCAAGGCGCGGAGGGAGCCUCCAGGCGGUGCUGCCCCCUACCCUCCCGUCUCCCCGCUCCCCGCCCCGAUGUUGGGGCUUUGGAAGAUGCUGCCGGAUAUCAUUUUUUACAGUUUGGAUGUUGCUUAGAGCAUUAUUUUCAAACCAUGGGUUAUAACACAUUAGUGAGUUGGGAAAUCAAUUGAAUGUGCUCUGACCAGCACUUUAAAAAAUGAAAUAAAAUCCAGUAGUUAUAAUAGGAACUGAGAAAAGGCAUCAUAUGUAGUAAGGGAAAAACAUUAACUUUUGGGCUACAUCUGGAAUAGCAUCAUCUACAUGGACAUUCCCUCCUACAAUUUCAGAAAACCUCUGCUAACUCAUUGAUACAAUGCAGACGACCUUCCACACAGAUGAAGUUAGCAAUACCCACGCUCUUAGAAAAGGAAAGAGGAAAAGGACGGAGACAAUGGACUCAGAGAAUGCAAACAGUGACAUGGAUAAAGGACAGAGAGACCCAUACUCGGGAAAUGCCUUUCUGCCCGGUGAGAGCUCCAGUGAGGAUGACGAGCCUUUAGAAGAAUUAUCGAAGGAGAAAUUGUGCAUGAAAAUAAAAAGCCUGAAACAAAAACUGACAAACACCCGGAAAGAAAACAGCCGCCUUCGACAGUCUUUGGUGAUGCUUCAAGUGUUACCACAAGCAGUUACCCAGUUUGAAGAAUUGGUUGGUAUGGCAGAGGCCGUGCUUAAGGGUCGAGGAACCAUGUUUACAUCUGCAUCUACCCUCUGGAGAGCAACAAACAACUCCUCACCAGAUUCAUUUGCCUCCAUGUGCAGUAAUUCUAAUUCUAAUUCUAAUUCCAGUUCACCAAUUUCCUUGAAAGCUGAAGAAGAGCAUCACACUGAUGAGAAGCAGUUCAAGAUUGAAAAAUGGCAGAUUGCUCGUUGUAACAAGAGCAAACCUCAGAAAUUUAUUAAUGAUUUAAUGCAAGUACUUUACACAAAUGAAUACAUGGCCACACACAGCCUGACCGGUGCAAAAUCCUCUACUUCAAGGGAGAAAGCGGUAAAGCCAGCUAUGAAUCAGAAUGAAGUUCAAGAAAUCAUAGGAGUCACAAAACAGUUAUUUCCCAACACGGAUGAUGUCUCCAUCAGAAGAAUGAUAGGGCAAAAGCUGAACAACUGUACCAAGAAGCCAAAUUUAAGCAAAAAUAUGAACUCUCAGGAUAUUAAGUAGGUCCUUGUGGUACUAUACGUAUCUGAAAUAAAGCACCUCCAGUUUUAAAUGUAACGUUGGAUUUUGUUGGAGAAUCUGCAGCCUCCCUGGUGAGCACAGAGGGACAGGUGCAGGGACAGGCUGAGACAGCUCUACCAUCGAUGGACUCUCCGGAUGGAGCAACAAGCUUGCUGAAGAAGUUGCAUGUAGAUUCCACCCUAAAUACCCACGAUGCAUCAAACUAGAGAAUUUCUAGCAGUUAAAUAAGCAUGCAUUAUGGUUUCUUGCCUUUUUCUGUCCCAAAAUCUUCUCUGUACAGCUAACUUAACAGGAGAGUCAGAGCUCUUAUCACAACAAAAAAAGUCAACCCUUAAAAUUUGUCAUUGCCCUCAUCAAUUGCUGUACAUUUAUUAUCACCAGUCACUCUCCAUGUUGGUUUUGGGAUCUUUAGCAUGAGCACAUGUGUGGGAAAGCACAGGGAAAUAAUCACUGUUCACAAGUAGGAGAGCAGCAGAGUCAGCCUAAAAUCUGAUGAGCCUAUCUAACCGAGUCAUAGUUUGAGCAAUAAAAUUACAAGGUAAGUCUGUUACUUAAAAUAUAUAGAAUAGACAUUUUUUAAAAUGAGAGCAGCAAGAUCUUUUAUUUUAAUAUGAAACUGUUUCGUUGUACUCCUACAAAGGAAACAAACCCCCAAAUUUGUAAUUGUUAAACAAUGCAUCGACUUUCAGAAAAAUCUUUUAUGUUUGCUUACAUGCCUCUAACUUUUUAUUGCCCGGAACUAUAAAUGCAGAUAUGCAGUAUAAAACACCAAUGUGAUCUAAAACAGCCUAUGUAAGACAUAAUAUCCUAUGUAUUUGGUUAUAUUAGUACAUUGCUUAGUUUUAACUGGCUUGUUUUCAUAACAUCAGAAGAAAAAAUAAUUAAAAUCAUAUGGGGUUGAUAAUCACCCAAAAAGAAAAAUACCAUUUUGCAAAUGAUUGAAAGGUAAAACUUUCGUCCUCAAGAGGCUUCUCCUUUGAUGUCAGGUUGUCAGGUGACAGCUCUGCAUCGCUACGCCAUGCUUCUUCAAGUGCACAAGGUUAUGCAUAAACUCGUGAAAAACGAUGCAUCUAAUAGACAGCUCAGCACUGAAGACCCAGGGAACAUUCCAUAAACGUUGCUCAAUAACUAUGUAGUUGUACAAAAUGACUAUUCCUAAGGAAAUAACUUAUGUCAACAUUUGCUACUUUUACUUAAAAAUAAAUAAAUCCCAUUGAAAACAUAAA